GUCCUGUCAUUCCACUGUGUUUUCAAUGUUCAUCAAUGUUGUGAUUUGGUUUUCGAUUUGCUAUAAUCGCCAAUAAUUAUGUUUUGAAGCGAAAAUAUUGACUUUUCUAGUCCUUAAUCCGGCAAUAAAUAAACAUGUUUCGAAGAGUUAUCUGUUGUAGUUGGAAACCUUAACGUCGCAUGUGUGUAACUGAGCUCCCAAAGGAAAAAUAAUGAACAAACCACUUGACAACCCUUGAAUUGAUUUGCCAUAAUUUAGGCAAAUAUCCAUGGAAAUGAUGGAGUACGACUACAACUCCUUUAGGAAGGAGUCUGAUUUCCAUAACAAAUGUUGUGGAGGCAUGCUUUGGUGUAUUCGGGACAUUUGUGGUAUAAUAUGUGCAAUAUUGACUUGGCUGCUUAUUUUGUAUGCUGAGUUUGUAGUUAUGUCAGUUAUUCUAUAUCCUAGUUCAAAUACUUUAUAUAGUGUGAUAAAUACCAUUUUGUUCCAAACAUGUGCUUUCCUAGCUUUUGCUUCACAUCUUAAGACUAUGUUUACUGACCCUGGUGCAGUACCUAAGGGGAAUGCAACUAAGGCAAUGAUGAAACAGAUGGGACUGAGAGAAGGUCAGAUAGUUUUUAAAUGUACCAAAUGUUGUAGUAUUAAGCCAGAUAGGGCACAUCAUUGUUCAGUUUGUCAGAGGUGUAUUAGAAAAAUGGAUCAUCACUGUCCGUGGGUUAACAAUUGUGUGGGAGAGAAUAAUCAAAAGUAUUUUGUAUUAUUUACAUUUUAUAUAUGUGUCAUAUCACUUCAUUCUCUAUUCUUAGCCAUUAAUCAGUUUUUGAUGUGUGUCCGCCAUGAGUGGAAAGAAUGUACCAGCCAUUCGCCCCCUGUAACCAUUGUUCUGUUGUUAUUUUUAAUGUUUGAGGCCUUACUGUUUGCAAUAUUUACUGCAGUCAUGCUUGGUACCCAAGUUCAAGCUAUCUGGAAUGAUGAGACAGGAAUUGAGCAGCUAAAAAAAGAAGAGGCAACAUGGGUUAAAAAAUCCCGCUGGAAGAGUAUCCAGGCUGUUUUUGGUCGUUUUUCUAUUUUGUGGUUUUCCCCUUUUGCCAGACCAAGAAAGUAUAAAAGUGAGAUUGAUUUUUAUUCUGUUUAAGGCAUUUUUAUACUUAAAUUUGAUAAAAUGUUGUGUUUAAAUUACUUCAAAUCAAGUGAUUCAAACAAUUUUUUUUCGUAUAUGCUGUGCAACUUUUUCCUUAUUAAUACACUAUUCUUUGAAAAACUUGUGACAUAAAAUUAGCCACAUUAAAAAAAAUAUAUAUUUACAAAAUUA
This is a messenger RNA of Anthonomus grandis grandis, 1312 nucleotides long. Its product is annotated as palmitoyltransferase ZDHHC3. Gene Ontology annotation, molecular function: protein-cysteine S-palmitoyltransferase activity. The record is from RefSeq and is a predicted model, not a curated record. Gene Ontology annotation, biological process: protein targeting to membrane; peptidyl-L-cysteine S-palmitoylation. Bases 269 to 1135 code for a protein of 288 amino acids. The transcript is spliced from 5 exons. Lineage: Eukaryota; Metazoa; Arthropoda; Insecta; Coleoptera; Curculionidae. Gene Ontology annotation, cellular component: Golgi apparatus; endoplasmic reticulum.